AAAACAUCAAGGUAGUUCCUAAAAUAGCCCUAAGAAUUCAGGUAAAGCCGUUUUGAUCUUCCCCACCGAAAAAUAAAGGCAAGAGAGUGCGAGAGAAGUCGAUCGGGUGGGCUUCCUGCACUGCUGGUCUCCUCGGUGUCGAGAAAUGUCUUCUUCAGCACUCUCUCGACUUUCCAAUCUGCGAGGACACUUCCACCCCACUGACUCAAACAACGACAAGGGUGGCAGUGAUGGUCUCGAUGGAAGGUUAAUCAAGAUUUCUCCAGAGGUUUCGGAAGCCUUGUCUUGUGGGCGUGCGGUGGUUGCUCUUGAAUCCACCAUUAUAUCCCAUGGAAUGCCAUAUCCUCAAAAUUUGGAAACUGCAAAGGAGCUGGAGGCAAUUGUCAAGACAAACGGAGCUGUUCCGGCUACUAUUGCAAUUUUAGAUGGCAUACCAUGCGUAGGCUUGAGUAUGGAAGAGUUGAAAAAACUUGCAAUUUUGGGUACAAGAGCUCAGAAGACAGCUAGGAGGGACAUUGUGCAUGUUGUGGCUACCAGAGGUAAUGGUGCAACUACUGUUUCUGCAACAAUGUUCUUUGCUUCAAUGGUUGGCAUCCCUAUAUUUGUCACUGGAGGGAUUGGAGGAGUACAUAGACAUGGCGAGCACACAAUGGACAUAUCAUCUGAUCUUACUGAGCUUGGAAGGACUCCAGUAAUGGUUAUCUCUGCCGGUGUAAAAUCAAUGUUAGAUAUUCCCAGGACCCUGGAAUAUUUGGAAACACAGGGCGUUUGUGUUGCUACUUACAAAACCAACGAGUUUCCGGCAUUUUUUACUGAAACAAGUGGCUGCAAGGUGCCUUGUCGUGUGGAUAGCCCAGAAGACUGUGCUCGACUAAUAGAUGCGAACAUGAAACUAAAGCUUGAUACUGGAAUUCUGAUUGCUGUUCCGAUUCCGAAGGAACACUCUGCUUCUGGAAGCGUAAUUGAAUCUGCCAUACAGAGAGCACUUAAAGAGGCUAGGGAUAAGAAUAUAACAGGAAAUGCUGAAACUCCUUUCCUGCUUGCCAGAGUGAAUGAACUAACUGGAGGAGCCUCACUUGCUUCAAACAUUGCACUUGUGAAGAAUAAUGCUUUUGUCGGUGCAAGGAUAGCUGUAGCCCUUGCCCAGCUCAGAAAUAAAGGCGGUUUUGAGUCAGUGCCAUAGGCCACAAAGUUUCUCAUCCAGAUCUGGGCAAAUCCAAUUCUUUGGCAAGUUGGAGUUUUUGUUCUUUUGCUUAUUUUUAGUUGUGAGGAAUGGAAACUCUAUAUCAAAUUGUUGCCUUGUGGCUGAUGAUCCAUUCUGCAUUUCCCAUCCUAGAUGGUGUAUACUUGUUUUCCCGUAGAAACUUAUUAGCCUCAUCACUGCCAUUACAUUUUUAUCUUAUAUAAAUGUUAUCAGGCGUUUAAAGCA
Molecule: messenger RNA, 1429 nt
Organism: Juglans microcarpa x Juglans regia
Lineage: Eukaryota; Viridiplantae; Streptophyta; Magnoliopsida; Fagales; Juglandaceae
Product: pseudouridine-5'-phosphate glycosidase
Exons: 13
Coding region: 146-1183 (345 amino acids)
Molecular function (GO): pseudouridylate synthase activity
Source: RefSeq, a predicted model, not a curated record